AUGCCUCCUUUCAGCAUGUGGUCGGGUGCGGCCGUCUCCACCCUCUCCGCCUUCUCACAAACCUCGCCGCCAGCGCCGCCGACAACUCCCGUACAGCCGACAGCUCCCUUGUCGGGCGGCGGCGGCGGGGGCGGCGGCGGGGCAAACAACAACUCCUUUCAGCAUGUGGUCGGUCGCCGCCAGCGCCGCCGACAACUCCCGUACAGCCGACAGCUCCCUUGUCGGGCGGCGGCGGCGGGGGCGGCGGCGGGGGCAAACAACAGUAACAACAACAACAACAACAACAACAACAACGAUAACAGCAACAACAGCAUCCGCAACCACGCUGCAGCAGCGGCACUGAACGCCGGCGGCGGCGGCGUGGAGCCCAGUUACACACCGGAUUCGUCCACGCCAAGAUCCGGCUCCGUCGGCAAUGCACAGGUCAGCUACAGCUCCGCCGGCGGUGCCGCUACUGGCGGCACCGCCGCCGUCGCCGCCGCUGCCGGCGGUGGUGGCGAUGACUUGUACUCCUUUGAAACGACAGGUUCGGGACGGUCGGCAAUGGAGUACCAAGCCAUGACGUCAGCGCUGCCGCCGCCGCCGCCGUCGCCGCCACCGACGGCGACGUCGGUGCCCGCGGGCUCAGAGGGCAUCGCGGGGUUUACAGCACACGCGGACGAUAACACGAUACGGCAGGGUGGUGGCGGCAGCCGUCUCAAUGGCUGCGUGAUGGAAAGGAUGGUAUCGGAGCGGGAUGCCGUGAUGUCCGGGAAGCCGAGCCAGAGAGGGUGUCUCUGUCUCCUGGGCUUCGACUCCGCCUCCGCCAGGAUCUGGGCACGGAGGCCGCAGCGGCAGCGGAGGCGCGAGGCGGCGGAGGCGAAGGCUCGGAGAAGGGCAUUACCCUUGGCGGCGGCGACGGAGGCGACGGAGAUGAUGAAGGCGACUGAGGCAGUGGCGGCGCCGAAGAGGAAGUGGAGCCGAUCCGUUUCGCAAUUCGAUUCUCAGUCGCAGCUACAGCUUCCACAACAGCAGGAACGGACCCGCGGGUCGUUUCUGCUACAGCCCAACACGCUCGUGUCUUCCUCUGUAGCGUCGUCCGCCGCAACCUCGGCUGUAGUCGUCACCAUUGGCACCAAUGUGCCGUCAUCUGGAGUGAAUUACGGGCUACAGUCGCAACAGCCGCCGCCGCCGCCGCCGCCGCCGUCGCGGGCCAGCCUGGCGGCGGCGCUGGCGCACACAGGCGACGGCUCGCUCAGCGCCACAUCCUGGCUACAGCCACCACCGCCCGUUCCGCAGCAGCAGCGGCCGGAGCAGCAGCAGAUGUUGACUCAACAGCUAUCCGAGUCGUACGGAUCUGAAUCUGCCGUAUCCACGUUGCAAAACAUGUACGGCGGAUCUACAGGGCUGAGGCCGCAGCUGCAAGCCGGGACGUGGGAAGUCGCCAAGUCGCCGAAAAGGCUCACAGCUGGCGGCGACGGCACGUCCUCACUGUACGGCGGCACCCGUGUAGCCACGGCGGCGGCGCCUUCCGCCGCUGAUCGCGCUACUGGGGCGCUACAGGGUGGUGGCGGCAGCCGUCUCAAUGGCUGCGUGAUGGAAAGGAUGGUAUCGGAGCGGGAUGCCGUGAUGUCCGGGAAGCCGAGCCAGAGAGGGUGUCUCCUGGACUUCGACCCCGCCUCCGCCAGGAUCUGGGCACGGAGGCCGCAGCGGCAGCGGAGGCGCGAGGCGGCGGAGGCGAAGGCUCGGAGAAGGGCAUUACCCUUGGCGGCGGCGACGGAGGCGACGGAGAUGAUGAAGGCGACUGAGGCAGUGGCGGCGCCGAAGAGGAAGUGGAGCCGAGUGCUGAAGCUCCCGCCGGCGGCGGGGGCCGCCGCCGCCGCCGCCGCCGCCGCCAUUGCCUCAGCCGCCGCCACGGCUCCCACAACACCCGCCAGUGCGUUCCGCAGCGGCAACCAGUCGGGCAGGUCGUUGGGCGACGCUGGCAAAGGUAACAAGUUCCGGGAGAAGUACGGCACCAUGGCGGCAGCCAUGGGGCUUCGUACGGCACCUGAUCGCAGCAGCCGCCCCGCGCAGACGGCACCAGCGACCCUUAGGGCGCAGAUGCGCGCGGCGGCAGUGCUGGCGGCAGCGGCUGCGGCAACUCCGGCGCUCGCGUGCUGUCAACCGUCAUCGCGGGAAGCGCGGGUCGCAUCAGCGGCAACGGCAUUGCGUCGCCGGGAUUUCGGUAGUUACGGCAGCGGCGGCGGCGGCGGCGGCUUGGCCAGCGGCGGCAGCUUCAGCGAGGGGGCUUUCGCCAGCGGCAUGAUCGUCCUUGGCGGCAGUGGCGACUCGGCGGAGGGGUCCAAGCUGCCGCCAGUGUCGGAAAUCCCUAUGCCGUACUCGAUGUUGGGAACGUACGGCUCCGGCGUUGGCAGUAUGCGAGGCCGGCUGCGCCAGCGGGGUGGGAUUCCGGGUUUUCCCAUACGGGAUCGUUUCCCGAUGGCGGCACCCGCCGCUGCCGCCGCCGGCAUCGAGGGUGGCGCCGAAACCAUGGAAGUAAACAGCGGCGCUCCCGUCGGCCGUACGGCAGAUAGGCGCAUGGGACGAGCUGCUGCGGCGGCGGCUGCUGGCGCGGAGGCUGCGUUACCCAGACCCGAGUUCACGUUCGGCGAACCUAGGUCCUUGUGUUCCCGGAGGCGCUCGUCCAUGGCCGUUGUGGGCGGCGGAGCGUUUACCCCCGUCGGCUCCGUCAGGCCCGCAGCGAUCCGUACACUCACCAUCUGUUGA
Volvox carteri f. nagariensis is the source of this 2748-nucleotide messenger RNA. RefSeq lists its product as uncharacterized. The transcript is spliced from 12 exons. NCBI's taxonomy places the organism in Eukaryota, Viridiplantae, Chlorophyta, Chlorophyceae, Chlamydomonadales, Volvocaceae. The record is from RefSeq and is a predicted model, not a curated record. Bases 1 to 2748 code for a protein of 915 amino acids.